Molecule: messenger RNA, 798 nt
Organism: Ogataea philodendri
Lineage: Eukaryota; Fungi; Ascomycota; Pichiomycetes; Pichiales; Pichiaceae
Exons: 1
Coding region: 1-798 (265 amino acids)
Cellular component (GO): mitochondrial small ribosomal subunit
Molecular function (GO): structural constituent of ribosome
Source: RefSeq, a predicted model, not a curated record
AUGAACACAAGUAAGGGAGCCAGAGACGUUUUGAAAAGAACGUCGGAUUUUCUGCAAAGUGGUCUUGUCAGCGAACAGCCAGCUUGGUACAAGCCGGUUGCGUACCAUCCUCCGCAGAGAAUGGAGAAUAAGGUUGUUCGUCCUGAAAAAUUCGACGGGCUGAGAAAGCUUCGAGUUCCGACCAGGAACGGAGACCUUUAUAAAACGAGACUGAGACCUGCCGAUUUCAAGUACAGUCUGAUAAAGCCACAACAGCUGAAGUUCUUCGAAGACAAGAUCAGAAACGUGUUUUAUAAACAACAUCCUUGGGAAUUGGCGGAUCCAAAAUCGUUGAUUGAGAACGAGCACACGAUAGACAACAAGAACCAAGAUUGGUCUCGGAUGAAGCAAUUGACCAAGAAGUUGGAUGGAGAGAGCGUCGUGCAGCGGACCAUGUACAUCAUCAAGAACGAGAACCUGACGUUGACGGAAGCUUACGAAAAAGCCAAAUUCGAAUACUACAGACUCAAGAUCGAAAACGAGACCGAGAUGAACGUUGUUCGUGAAGAGCACGAGAUGUACGGUGCUGUUUACCAGAAAUCACUCCUUGAGCAGGGUUUCGACAAGGAGACAGAGUUCAUCCAGAAGUGGAAGGUGAGAGCUUUGGACGAGACCAAGAUCGUGGAGGCCAAGUCCAGCAACCAGAUUUCCGAGCUAGGAGCAGACGAAGAUGCUCCUAUCGACGAGGAGGCGAUCUUCAGCGAACUGAGAGAAGAAGAAGACUUUGGCGACGUUCCAGAAGGGCAGUCCACCCAAUAA